Molecule: messenger RNA, 1245 nt
Organism: Aspergillus tubingensis
Lineage: Eukaryota; Fungi; Ascomycota; Eurotiomycetes; Eurotiales; Aspergillaceae
Product: integrase zinc binding domain-containing protein
Exons: 5
Coding region: 1-1245 (414 amino acids)
Source: RefSeq, a predicted model, not a curated record
AUGAGUGGUUACCCAAGGCGCAACAAUCACGAUGGCUCUGAUACCUACAUCGUGAACCACCAGCUUGCCUUACCUGUUCCAUACAGUCACGGGGACAGUCACGACUUUGGGGUAAAUGAUACAGGAUCGUAUCCUUUCCAGCAGCAACCAUUCAGUACUUAUGCGUCACAUUUUGGUUCACCCUACAGUCAUUCUGGCAUCACAUCCAGCACCCACCAUCUGUCACCACAUCAGUCACCGGGCCAUUCGGUCCCGUCAACUCCAGAUCAUGUACCUCUUCAGCAUCAUAUCCAGUAUAUGCCUCAGUCACGUUACCUCCAGUCACCAGGGUUUCUCCCACUUCGUGAUGCAUUCAGCGAAGCAGAUAUUGAAAGCCAGGAUUCGCAGAAUGAGAGUUCCAUGCUAUCAGAGCCAGUCAUUCCUCCACUGGACGGCUUUCCUAAUGUAAGGGAGUUUGAUCAGUUGAUGAAAAGCUAUGUCGACGACCUUUCCGUCAAAAAGCAGGAUAAGGCUUUAAUCCACGCCAAAAGAGCACGGAACAUCAAGACUGUACUGAUGGACCCCAAAGACACGGCUGUGGAAUCAGCCCAAUUCCGAUUCUGGGUAAAGAAAAUGUUCAAGCUCCAAACAGUCGGCACCGGCACAUCAGAUUGCACGAAAAUGAUUUGCCAUGAGGGAAAACCAGUGGCUAUUCGAGAGAAACUUUUCAAAAUACUCACUAGAGCACAUCAACAAUGCCAACACGGAGGCAGAGACAAAACAUCAGCUCGAGUUAGACAAAUCUAUUCAUGGGUUCCAAAGGAGCUUAUUUCACGCUUUGUCAAGAUAUGUCCGACCUGCCAAGUGCGUCGAGGAGGCCCGCGCUUGACACCUCCUAGUUCAAGGAGAAGCUCACCUCGCCUAGAGGUACUAUCCCGUUCACCAAAGCUACCAUCACCGCCUAUGUCAAGACGUGAUUCAACCUUGAAUGGACAGCUUGUCCUGGAGAGACCGCAGUCGGACUACUUUACCCAACUUAGCAGCCAUGGCACUUGGCUAGACAGCCAACGAUCUCUACAGGAGAGGCAGGCCAUCAGUGCAGGCCAUGUGCGAUCCUUCAAUGGGGGAACGAUGGGCCAUCUGCCAGGUACACUCCCAGGCACCCUAGAUUCGUUUCAUGGAGAUAUGCCAGUAUCGUCAUCCCAAGUUAGCUACAAUGCGGGCUAUCCUUCCACGCACGGGCCGUCCAGUCAUAGGGACUACUAG